AGUCGCGGCGAGCGGCGCGGAGCCAGGACUUCCGGGGAGGGGCGUGCGCUCUUCUGCACCCCUUCCCGCCCCUGUACCCAGCCUGGUCGCCCCGGGUUCUGAGGACCAGGUGCCGCCUCCGCGCUGCCUGAGGCCCCGCCAUGGCCCAGCAGAGAGCCCUGCCGCAGAGCAAGGAGACGCUGCUGCAGUCUUAUAACAAGCGGCUCAAGGACGAUGUCAAGUCCAUCAUGGACAACUUCACCGAGAUCAUCAAGACCGCCAAGAUCGAGGACGAGACACAAGUGUCAAGGGCCACUCAGGGCGAGCAGGACAACUAUGAGAUGCACGUUCGAGCUGCCAACAUUGUCCGAGCCGGUGAAUCCCUGAUGAAACUGGUGUCUGACCUCAAGCAGUUCCUCAUCCUCAAUGACUUCCCGUCGGUGAAUGAGGCCAUUGACCAGCGCAACCAGCAGCUGCGAGCCCUGCAGGAGGAGUGUGACAGGAAGCUCAUUGCCCUGCGGGACGAGAUCUCCAUCGACCUGUAUGAGCUGGAGGAGGAGUAUUACUCGUCCAGGUACCGAUAGGGCUGGACCCUGCGCAGAGCACAGCUGGGGGCCCGGGCCCGGCCUGCGGCCCCGAAGGCCCCGUUUUUGCAAACCCUUCCUGGUCUUGGCAGCACAGACACGUGCCGGGGUUUCAGAGCAGAGCUCACGGUCAGAGCGAUUGAUGGACAAUUUACGCCGCCUGCCAGGCCCUGGGCAGCAGGAUGAAAGUCACAGAACUUCAGGGUUUGGGUGGGCCAAGCCCCAGAGCGGAGGGCAGAGCCAGCAUUCGUGCUGGGGCUGUCGACUGCCUCACUCUGGGCCUGUGUGCUUCUCUUAGUUUUUUAGUCAAUAUUUAAACGUUCCAGCCAGGCCUGGGCUAGCUUCUCUUGGCAGCCCAGGCUCAUGCCCCGAAUGUGCAGGAUGCCAGUGCUUGCCUAGGGAUGCGGUUCCAUGUGGGGAUCCCCAAGUCUUCAGCGUGUGUGUCAGGGUCCACGGUGGUGUGGGGGUGGGAAGGAGGAAGAAACCCGAGCAGAGGAUGGCCUUGAGAGCUGGGCCUGGGGUAUCCAGACCACUGAGUUCCUGUUCAGCCCAUCGUGGUUCACGGACCAGAGCCUGCCUACAUGUUAGGCCCAUGCUGGGCCCCAGGGAUACAGCAGUGGGCAAGACCUGUCACCCCAGCCCGCGUGCACCACUUGGAAUCCUGAAACCUGAGUCGUCUGAGCCCAAGGGGUCCUGAGAAAUCAGAGUCCAGGUGUAAUAUACACAGGGGAACUGAAGCUGGAGACGGGGAAGCCUUAUACCUUUGUCCCUGUUAGCUCAGAAAGUCAAGUCUCUGUCCAAACGGAGCGGCGUCCCCCCAUGCCUUUGCCCAGACAAACGUGUCCUUCCUGUGGUGGCUUUUUCAGAUGAUCCUUUCUGCCCCGUGGAGGCCAUGCUGGGGCCACAGAUGCCCAGAGCCAGCAUGGUCUGUGGUCUGGGCCUUGGUUUCCCUGCCCUGUACUCAAAGCCAGCCCUCACUGUCCCUGGCCAUCUUGGCCUCUGUGGGAAGGGACAGUACCACUGUCCAGCCGGAGUGGUUCUAGACUUUUCCAGAGGGUUCUGGGGCCACCUCUCGUCCCUGAUACCCAUUGGCUCAGCAGACAUGGCGGCAAGUGCCUCCUAUACACCAGGCCUUCAGAGAAGGGUCUGGAGUGGGUCCCUGGGGUGGGGGUGCUGUCUGUGUCUCAGACCAUGCCAGGGACAUGGUUCACAGCCCCGUGGAUUUUGCAGAAUCCCUUCAUGUCCCUGUGUUUGUUUCCUGCUGCCCCCAAGGACCAGGCUUGUGGACUGAGUGGUUACAGGACAAUUUAGUCCUGCGUCUCGAAGUUGAGGGCCAGGUUAGGGGUGGUGGUGAGGGACCUGCCCCAAGUCACCUUGACAAGACUGCAGGAAACCCAGGGGCCUGAGUGCCAGGCUUCCUGCGUCCUGCCGUGCCAGUCUGUCUCACCCAGGGGGGUCCUUGCUGUCCCUGGUGCCUUAGGAGGCUGAGUUCCUCCCUCGUCUGUAAAUACCUGUGUAAGGCCAGGGCUCAGUUGAGUCACGGCUGCCGGGCUUUGUGCCCCUCCCCAAAAGCCAACACAGGUUGCCAUGCCCCGCAUGCCGGUGUCCACACUCGCCCGCUCUCUGCUCGUGACUCGCUCUUUCUCUAUCUCUUGCCCUCUGCUGUCCUUGGGAUGCCGCUCUGUGCCCAAACCACUGAAGGCAGAAGAAGCGAGGGAGGGAGGGAGGUUGGGGUCAGAUAGGUGUGGGACCUCUGAGCUCUAGUCACCCCUGGACAGCUGUAGUGAGUCAUACUCCUCACCUGCAUCCUCACUCCGGCCUUCCCGUGCCUGGGCAGGCCAACACUGCUGACCUGUGUUAGAGGCAGGGAGACUUGAGUUCAGGGGGCCUGUGGGCCUGUUGGCCGCACAGCUGGUACAGUGGUGCCGCACAGAACACCAGGGCCCCUGGUUCUGUCGCGAUUCGGGCAGAGUCCCCGCGGGGCAGAGAACCGGAACACAAAAACAAGACGGGGUAUCUGCUCUCGGGGUCCUCACAAAGUGUAGGGACUGUGGAGAGACCAUAGCGAGCUCUGGACAGCUGGAGCCAGGAUAGGAGGCGGCAGCAUGGGCUGGCUCAGCCUUGUGGCUGUCAGUUGGGAAAUACACUUGGUCAGUCAGAGGGACCUGCCAAGGUCACUCCUGCUGGUGGCUGGUCCUGGAAGGGCCCCUCCUGUAGGAUGCUGUGUUGGACCCUGAAGCAAGGGCAGCCCCACACGCACCCCCCCCCCCCCCAUAGCCAGGCCUGUGGAGAGAGGGGCCAGCACAGAGAAGAGGAGGGGAAAGGCAGGUUUGGGGUGUGGUCUGUGUUUUCGUAACUCCGCUUCUAUCUUGCUUCCCUGCCCCCACGCCCCGCCCCGGCUUCCGCCCGUCUCUGCCUGCUCCUGUCUCUCCCUGGGUUUCUGGUGGUGGAAAAGCUCAAGUCUUUGCGAAGCUAAUGACCUGCCCCUGUGCGAAGCGUACUGGAGGCUGGACCUCGACACAGACUCUGCUGAUGGCCUCUCGGCCCCUGUGCUGGCGUCCCCGGAGCCCAGCGCUGGCCCCCUGCAGGCUGCGGCCCCUGCCCACUCCCAUGCCGGCGGCCCUGGCCCCACGGAGCACGCCUGAGCCUCCCAGGGCUCCCCUCCCCACACCCCUAGGUUCUUGGGAAGUCUGGUGUCCCUUCCGGGCUCGCCACAGCUUUGCUCCUUUCAGCCUUGCUUCCCCUUGCGAACUUUAGCCCAGGGACAGCUGCCCCCCUCCCCCCGCCAGGAGUGUUGGGGAAAAGUAGCUCCCCCAACCGUUUCCAAGGUGGCCCAUCUCCCUCCGAGUGGUCACCUCUGUUCACGACCCUCCUGGUCGGCUGGGCAGAGGUUCCUGGACAGUCCUGUUGAGGGCCCGGUAGCGGGGCAGGAUGUCCUGCUCUUUAAAAGCUGCAGGAUGGUGCUCAGAGUGGACACUAUUAGCCAAGUCCAGACUCCCCCUCUCAGGCCAGGCUCUCUGUGCAGAGCUACACCCCUGCCUUGUCCUAAGGGCCCCUGCACUAGGUGACUGUCCCCGCAGGGCUGUGGCGGGGAGAGAGAUGCUGCCUGCUCUCGCCGAAGCCAGGACGGGGACCUUCCUAAUUCUGCCACAUAUGUUCUGGUAAUUUUGUAAUAAGACAGUUGAAUAAAAACAGCACUGCCCUUUUGCA
This is a messenger RNA of Callorhinus ursinus (northern fur seal), 3773 nucleotides long. The record is from RefSeq and is a predicted model, not a curated record. NCBI's taxonomy places the organism in Eukaryota, Metazoa, Chordata, Mammalia, Carnivora, Otariidae.